Messenger RNA from Prunus avium (sweet cherry), 1404 nucleotides. Its product is annotated as Nitrilase/cyanide hydratase and apolipoprotein N-acyltransferase family protein. Gene Ontology annotation, biological process: oxaloacetate metabolic process; L-glutamine metabolic process. Lineage: Eukaryota; Viridiplantae; Streptophyta; Magnoliopsida; Rosales; Rosaceae. Gene Ontology annotation, cellular component: mitochondrion. Gene Ontology annotation, molecular function: omega-amidase activity. The record is from RefSeq and is a predicted model, not a curated record.
GCCCCCAAAGACCAAAUCAAGUAAAGAAUUGACGAGGGUAGAAGGAAGUGAAAGUGAAAUGAAAGCAGCGCUAUCGACUCUGAUCAGCACCAAGAAUCUUCCUCCUCACCACUGCGCUUCAUCUUCCUCCUCUUCUCUCUCUCGCUCCAUUUGGCUGCACCCAAAGCCCCUCUCUCCUCCACCAUCUUUCCUCGCCCCAAUCGCACCCGCCAAGUCCCGCAGCAGCAGCAGCAUCGGUCUUAGCCGCAGCUCCAAAAUCCACACAGCUAAUUUCUCGUCGACAAUGGCCUCCGCUUACAAGCCCGAAGCAGCCAGGGUCCCGCCUGCCCUUCCCUUGCCCACCCCUCCCGUCACCAAGUUUAAGAUUGGACUGUGCCAAUUGGCGGUGACGGCUGAUAAGGAGAGGAACAUUGCCCAUGCCCGCAAGGCCAUCGAGGACGCUGCUGCAAAGGGUGCCCAGCUUGUUCUCCUCCCUGAAAUUUGGAAUGGUCCAUAUUCAAAUGAUAGCUUCCCGGUUUAUGCUGAGGACAUUGAUGCGGGUGGUGAUGCAUCUCCUUCAACAGCCAUGCUAUCUGAAGUUUCUCAGCGUUUGAAGAUCACCAUUGUUGGCGGAUCUAUAGCAGAGCGUUCCGGGGAUCAUUUGUACAAUACUUCUUGUGUCUUUGGCACCGAUGGGAAGCUGUUAGCUAAACAUAGGAAGAUACACCUAUUUGAUAUUGACAUCCCUGGGAAGAUUACGUUUAUUGAAUCAAAGACUCUUACAGCAGGGCAGAGUCCUACCAUUGUGGACACAGAGGUUGGACGUAUUGGCAUAGGUAUCUGUUAUGACAUUAGGUUUCAGGAACUAGCAAUGAUUUAUGGAGCAAGAGGUGCUCACUUGAUAUGCUAUCCUGGGGCUUUUAACAUGACUACUGGACCGUUGCACUGGGAAUUAUUGCAGAGGGCAAGGGCUACAGAUAACCAGCUAUAUGUGGCAACCUGUUCGCCUGCUCGAGAUGCUGGAGCCGGUUAUGUGGCAUGGGGCCACUCCACCCUAGUCGGACCAUUUGGAGAAGUACUGGCGACUACAGAACAUGAAGAGGCAAUAAUCAUAGCAGAGGUUGAUUAUUCACUUCUUGAGCUUAGACGGACAAACCUGCCCUUACUGAAGCAAAGACGAGGUGAUCUUUACCAAUUGGUAGAUGUUCAGAGGUUGAAUUCUCAAUGAUUACAGAUGGGUAGAAGAUUCCUAUUAUGCCUGAAGGAAGUGCCAGUGAGAAACCACAUGUUUUACUUUUAGAACAAAUAAAGAGACCAUGUUAUUAUCGAAGACUCCAAUUAUUGUCAUUGUACCGAGAUACUUGGAUUUGCUGUGCAUUUCUUUGUCUAUGUUUUGAUAACAAAGGUGCUUUUAUGUGGAGAUGA